Messenger RNA from Psammomys obesus (fat sand rat), 3363 nucleotides. RefSeq names its product RNA-binding motif protein, X-linked 2-like. The record is from RefSeq and is a predicted model, not a curated record. The coding region runs from base 59 to 910 and encodes 283 amino acids. Lineage: Eukaryota; Metazoa; Chordata; Mammalia; Rodentia; Muridae. Gene Ontology annotation, biological process: mRNA splicing, via spliceosome. Gene Ontology annotation, cellular component: catalytic step 2 spliceosome; U2 snRNP; precatalytic spliceosome. The transcript has 5 exons. Gene Ontology annotation, molecular function: RNA binding.
CUCUUCGUAGCCUCACCCGGAAGCUUAUGUCUCAAGCGAGGAGCGCGAAGGUGCGACUAUGAACCCUUUAACUAAGGUGAAGCUGAUCAACGAACUGAAUGAGCGAGAGGUUCAACUUGGGGUGGCAGAAAAGGUGUCUUGGCACUCGGAAUACAAGGACAGCGCCUGGAUCUUUCUUGGAGGGCUUCCGUAUGAAUUGACAGAAGGAGACAUCAUCUGUGUCUUCUCACAAUAUGGGGAGAUUGUCAACAUUAAUCUUGUGAGAAACACUAAGACUGGGAAAUCCAAAGGAUUCUGUUUCCUGUGCUAUGAAGAUCAGAGGAGCACAGUUCUGGCUGUUGACAAUUUCAAUGGGAUUAAGGUAAAUGUGCUUACUGUGCAGGAUUUGCCUGGAGUUUUCCUGUCUCUGUACCCAGACAAAAAAGAGAAAAAGAAAGAAAAAGAGAAGAUUGAAUGCAAGGUACAAGCAGAGCUGCCAUGCUGUUCUUUGUCCUCCAGAAGCAAGACAGUCAAGGAAAAGGAUGACCAUGGCCCAGAGAAGCACAACAGCAAGAGCUCAGAGAGAGUGCAGAAGUCUAAUGAUAGAGAGGUGAAGAAGAAUCAUUCAGACUUCUUUGAUGUCAGGAUUUCCUUCCAGGGUAGAGCAGAGAACCCUGAGUGGGAACCAAAGAAAGAGAAACCCAAGCAUGAGCAUAAGUCCUUAAGCAGGAGGGAGGAAGAAGAAGAAAAGAGCAGAGAUAAGGAUAGAAAGAAGAGCUCAGGGACGCAUUCCACCAAACACAAUGGGCAUUCUGAAAUUUGGAAUCAUAGGAGUAGAAGUAGGAUUCUGGAUAAUUCCCAUUGUCAUAUAAAGCAUAGACACUCUUGGGAUUGGGAGUCCUUCCAUGCCAGUGAUGGGAGACAUUACUGAAUCCUGUUUCAACUGCCCAGUUCUUUGAAAAUGAAUUUUAUUCCAUAAAUAUCAAAUUCUCUUUGUUGUUAUUUUUAUAUAUAAAGUUCUGAGGGCUGAAUUUGUUCAAUCCCUUGUAUGACAGAGUUGUUGGGGAAGCUGUAGUUUCAAUAGCUAGAUAUCUUACAAACAACAACAACAACAAAAAAAACAAACCGAACAAACAUGAUUCACUGUCCCUGGGAAAAUAUUUCGUACUGAACAAAGUAUGUGCCUAAAAUUUGGUUAUAGAUUUGGCCUUUACCCGCCAACCUCUGAUCUGUGAUGAGAUUGCUAGAAAAGGCAAAACACAAGCAAUGGUGGAUCUCUGGUGUUCAUGGUAGAUAUUCCAAGGCCUGCACUGUAGGACCUUAGCAGAUGACAGUUAACAGCUUUAGAAAGCAGUGGCUUAGGACAUUUGGAGAGCUUAAUAUGGAUAUGAUAGGAUUCUUUUUUUUGGAUUUUUUUUAUUAAUUACACUUUAUCCAUUUUGUAUCCCCCCCAUAAGCCCCUUCUUCCUCCCCUCCCGAUCUCACCCUCCCUCCCGUUUCUGCAUGCAUGCCCCUCCCCAAGUCCACUGAUAAGGGAGGUUCUCCUCUCCUUUCUGAUCUUAGUCUAUCAGUUCUCGUCAAAAGUAGCUUCAUUGUCCUCUUCUGUGGCCUGGUAGGGCUGUUCCCCCCUCAGGGAGAGGUGAUCAAAGAGCAGGACAAUCAGAUUAUGUCAGAGGCAGUCCCUCUUCCCAUUACUAGGUAACCCACUUGGACACUGACCUGCCAUGGGCUACAUCUGUGCAGGGGUUCUAGGUUAUCUCCAUGAAUAGUCCUUGGUUGGAGUAUGAGUCUCUGGGAAGUUCCCUGUGUUCAAAUUUUCUUGUUCUGUUGCUCUCCUUGUGGAGUUCCUGUCCUCUCCAGCUCUUACUAUUUCCCACUUCUUACAUAAAAUUCCAUUUACUCUGCCCGACAGUUGGCUAUCAGGCUCAGCAUCUGCUUUGAUGGUCUGCAGGGCAGAGGCUUUCAGAGGCCCUCUGUGGUAAGUUCCUAGUUUGUUUCCUGUUUUCUUCUGGCUUUCAGAGGCCCUCUGUAGCAGGUUCCUAGGUUGCUUCCUGUUUUCUUCUUCUACUGAUGUCCAUCAUCUUUGCCUUUCAGGUGGGGAUUGAACAUUUUAGUUAGGGUCCUCUCUCUUGCUUAGUUUCUUUAGAUGCAUAGAUUUAGUGGGUUUGUCCUACAUUGUAUGUCUAUAUGAGUGAGUAUAUAUCAUGUGUGUCUUUUUGCUUCUGGGACAACUCACUCAGGAUGAUCCUUUCCAGGUCCCACCAUUGACCUGCAAAUUUCAUGAUUUCCUUAUUUUUCAUUGCUGAGUAAUAUUCCAUUGUAUAGAUGUACCACAAUUUCUGCAUCCAUUCUUCAGUUGAGGGGCAUCUGGGUUGUUUCCAGCUUCUGGCUAUUACAAAUAAAGCUGCUACAAACAUGGUUGAGCAAAUGUCCUUUUUGUGUACUUGAACCUCUUUUGGAUAUAUGCCUAGGAGUGGUAUGGCUGGAUCUUGAGGAAGCGCUAUUUCUAGUUUUCUGAGAAAGCGCCAGAUUGAUUUCCAGUGUGGUUGUACAAGUUUACAUUUCCACCAGCAGUGGAGGAGGGUUCCCCUUUCUCCACAACCUCUGCAGCAUGUGUUGUCCCUUGAGUUUUUUAUCUUGGCCAUUCUCAUGGGUGUAAGGUGAAAUCUCAGGGUUGUUUUGAUUUGCAUUUUCCUAAUGGCUAAUGAGGUUGAGCAUUUCUUUAAGUGCUUCUCUGCCAUUCAAUAUUGCUCUAUUGAGAAUUCUGUUUAGCUUCGUUCCCCAUUUUUUAAGUGGAUUACUUGGUUUGCUGCUUUUCAGCUUGUUUAGUUCUUUAUAUAUACUGUAUAUGAGUCCUCUGUCAGAUAAAGGGUUGGUGAAGAUUCUUUCCCAAUCUGUAGGCAGUUGUUUUGUUUUGAUGACGGGGUCCUUUGCUUUACAGAAGCUUUUUAGUUUCAUGAGGUCCCAUUCUCAACUUCAUAUGGAAUAAGAAGAAACCCAGAAUUGCUAAAACAAUCCUCUACAAUAAAAGAUCUUCUGGAGGUAUCUCCAUCUCUGAUCUUAAGUUGUACUAUAGAGCAACAGUUUUAAAAACUGCAUGGUUCUGGCAUAGAAACAGAAUGGUGGAUAAAUGGAACCGAACAGAGGACCCAGAAAUAAACCCACACACUUAUGGACACCUGAUCUUUGACAAGUUGCCAAAAUCAUAGAAUGGAAAAAAGAUAGCAUCUUCAACAAAUGGUGCUGGUCCAACUGGAUGUCUACAUGUAGAAAAAUGAAAAUAGAUCCAUACUUAUCACCCUGCACAAAACUGAAGUCUAAGUGGAUCAAAGACCUCAACAUAAAACCAGACACAUUAAAUCGGCUAGAAAAAAAAGUGGGGAA